Coniophora puteana RWD-64-598 SS2 is the source of this 907-nucleotide messenger RNA. RefSeq lists its product as uncharacterized. Gene Ontology annotation, biological process: cytoplasmic translation. Gene Ontology annotation, molecular function: structural constituent of ribosome. Lineage: Eukaryota; Fungi; Basidiomycota; Agaricomycetes; Boletales; Coniophoraceae. The record is from RefSeq and is a predicted model, not a curated record. The coding region runs from base 151 to 768 and encodes 205 amino acids. The transcript has 5 exons. Gene Ontology annotation, cellular component: cytosolic large ribosomal subunit; ribosome.
UGGGAAUGGAUUGGCGUUGGAAUAUCAUCGCCGCUGGUACAGUGGCAAUGAAAGCGGACAGGGUGACGAGAGCGGCGGCGAAGCGCAUGGUAAAGCAGGUGCUGUUGGUUGCUGGGUAGUUGAAGAUGUGAUGUGAGCGCUAGCGCUGGUAUGGAAGAUGGUAUGAGCGAAGUGACAGUGAGAACCGAGCUCAAGCAGCUUCAAGAACGACAGACGGAGCAAGAGGGCAGAUACUGGAUCAAGAAAGGGCAGCCACUGAAGAACGAAGAGAGUGGGGCGGGUGACAACCUCAAGCCAUGGCCCCCACGAAACCCACGAAAAAGGUGCACCAUCCCCAUCCACCCGCCUCCAAACGAACGCGCACAUAGCUCAUCAUCCCCAUCCCUUUCUUUGCACCCUUUUAUUUUGCUACAGACCGGCGGCAAGACCCGCUCUGCCCUCCAGGACGUCGUCACCCGCGAGUACACCGUCCACCUCCACAAGCUCGUGCACGGCCGCUCCUUCAAGAAGCGUGCCCCCUGGGCCGUCAAGUCGGUCGUCACGUUCGCCCAGAAGGCCAUGGGCACCUCGGACGUCCGGAUCGACCCCAAGCUCAACCAGGCUCUCUGGGCGCAGGGCAUCAAAACCGUCCCCCACCGGAUAAGAAUCAAGCUUGAGCGCAAGCGCAAUGACGAGGAGAACGCCAAGGAGAAGCUCUUCACGUACGCCAGCCACGUCCCUGUCGUCUCCUUCAAGGGCCUCCAAACCGCGGUCGUUGACGCAGAGUAAAAGCGCAGUCUUCUCGUCGUGUCUCGGAUGAUUGGGCAUAGCAGACUUGGUCCAUGUAUUUCCUCCCUUUUCGUCACAUUUAUGCGUCGCGCACCUACCAGUUAUGCUAUGGGCAAUCACAGUCUCCGUGCUUUCGCAU